Monomorium pharaonis (pharaoh ant) is the source of this 4638-nucleotide messenger RNA. RefSeq names its product retrovirus-related Pol polyprotein from transposon 17.6. Gene Ontology annotation, molecular function: zinc ion binding; nucleic acid binding. The record is from RefSeq and is a predicted model, not a curated record. Lineage: Eukaryota; Metazoa; Arthropoda; Insecta; Hymenoptera; Formicidae. Gene Ontology annotation, biological process: DNA integration. The transcript has 2 exons. Bases 141 to 4316 code for a protein of 1391 amino acids.
AUUGCCAUCGAGGUCGUGAGGAUACACCCGCCAUAAGAGGACGCUGGCUGGCGGUAUCGAUACGCAGGUGGCGUCAGAGUGUCGAUCGAUAUAUCGAUAAAGCGCAGUGCAGAGACAUUAACCUAAACCUAAGCAGAGGAAUGGAGAAGAAUCUAACGCAGUUAAAAGUGGCCGAACUGAAGGAACGGUUAGUAGCGCUAGGAUUGUCGACCACAGGUACGAAAACGGAACUAGUGAGCAGAUUGUGCGCCGCGGAUCCGUCAGGAGAGUAUAUCGGGAAUUUCCAGAUGGAAGAAAAAUCGCCGGAAGCGGCAUCAGGAGCUGCGGAGCCCAUGAGAAGUGCAUGGGGGAUGGAGGAAUUGGUACGAGAGGUUGCCUUGUUAAAAAGAGAGAGAGAAGUAAUGGAGCGAGAGCGGAGAUUACUGGAGAGAGAAAAUGAGCUGCUGAGAAGCUCGCCAAGUUCAACGGCAAGUUUACAGCAAGCACCUCACAAAAUUGGUGUAAAAUCUGUAAUCGAAUUGUUGUGCGAUUUCGAUGGAGUCAAGCCAUUGUUCUGCAACUGGGAACGUCAAGUAAAGUUGUUAUGUACGACCUAUCAACUAGAUGACAACGCGGCCAAAAUUCUCAUCGGUGCGAGAGUGAAAGGGAAAGCCUUGCAGUGGUUACACUCUUCACCGGAGCAUAUUGAGAUGAGUGUGGAAGAGCUAUUGAAGAAGAUGACGGAUAUGUUUGACUUGCGGCCAAGUAAGAUGGUGCUGCGUAAGGAGUUUGAGAGCAGAAAGUGGAAACCAGGUGAAACUUUUAGCGAUUAUUAUCAUGCUAAAAUCGUGCUCGCAAAUAAUGUGCCUGUAGAAGAAACGGAACUCGUGGACUAUAUUAUUGACGGCAUUGCGGACACACAACUACAGAAUCAAGCAAGAAUACAGCGUUUCAAAUCCAAAGCGGAGCUGCUAGCGGCAUUUGAAAAAAUUACUAUUUCGGAUUGGAAAAAUCGGAGCGGACGGAACGUGCAGAACCAGAAGACAGGCAGUCGAACAACCACUCCAAGUUCCUCUGAGAAAACUGACAAAGACAUCAGCAAGGGUCCACCAAAGAUAGUCAGGUGUUACAACUGUGACAAGACAGGACACUGGGCCAAGGAAUGUCAACUUCCAGCCAGAGAGAAAGGAGCGUGCUUCAGCUGUGGAGAAACAGGACAUGUAGUAAAAGACUGUACUAAAGGUCAGGUGAACUAUGUACAUGAAAUGUCGUCUCAGGAGGAAGAGUUUAAACAGCUGGUAACUUAUAAGCUAAGUAACUCGAAAGUAAGUUACACAUUUCAAUUAGAAACGUUGAUAGAUACCGGGAGUCCAGUUACGUUUGUAAAAGCAAAACAUUUACCUAGUCAUUGCAUUAAUAAAUUGAAUAUUGCCAGUGAGCUUUGCGGUAUUAACAAUAGUAAGUUAAAUAUACAAGGAAGUGUUAACGUGCACAUUUGCUUUGAUGGAGUAGAAAAGAAAGAUUUAACUGUAUAUGUGGUUCCUAACGAUACCAUGAGAGUAUCAGCUGUGCUAGGUAGAGAUGUUUUAAAAAUAUUUGGGUUAAGUUUGACCAAACCGUCCCGUGUAAAUUAUAAUACGGCUGUAGCUGAAAUUUUAAAUAUUGAAGUUAGCAAUGAUACGGACAUUGUGAAUAAGAUGAAUAUAAGUUCGGAAAUUCCGGUUGAAUAUCAGGAGAAAUUAAAGGAAGAGUUUAGGCAUAAGUAUGUUGAAGCAGAGAGUCCGGUAGAGCCAAAAAUUAAAACGGAGUUAAAACUUGUUCUUACCGAUACUAAACCUUUCCAUUACAAUCCGCGUAGAUUAUCACAAUAUGAAAAGACAGAAUUAAAGAAAAUUUUGGAUAAUUUGUUGCAGAAAGGUAUAAUUAGAGAAAGUGAGUCCGAAUAUGCCUCUCCCAUAGUUUUGGUUAAGAAAAAGAGCGGUGAUCUUCGUAUGUGCGUAGAUUACAGGCAUUUAAAUAAAAUCAUUUUGCGGGAAAAUCAUCCAAUACCAGUAAUCGAAGAGCAAAUAGAGAUAGUUGGUAAUAAAUGCUAUUUUAGUAUCUUAGAUCUGAAAGACGGUUUCUACCACAUAAAUAUUGUAGAAGAAUCGCGGAAGUUCACAGCAUUUGUUACUCCGUUUGGAGUAUUCGAGUUCACGAAAAUGCCUUUCGGGUUGAAACCAGCUCCCCAAAUAUUUCAAAAGCAUAUAUAUAAGUCAUUUAAGAAGCUAAUAGAGAGUGGUGAUGUAGGCGUGUAUAUGGAUGAUGUGAUUGUAGCUACGGUAACAAUAGAGGACCACAUAAAGGUGUUGAGUCAAGUUUUUGAAAUAUUAAACGAAAAUAACCUUGUACUCAGAUUAGAUAAGUGUAAGUUUUUAUAUACUAAUGUAGAUUAUUUAGGUUAUUCGGUAUCUAGCGAAGGCGUAGGACCAACUAAAGCGGGCGUGCAAGGGGUAAUAGAUUUCCCCAUACCGCGGGAUAUUCAUAGAGUUCAUUCCUUUGUCGGACUUUGUUCUUAUUUCCACAAAUUUAUAAAAGACUUUUCGGUUCGAGCGAAACCAUUGUAUGACCUAUUAAAAAAGGAUACUAGCUUUCAGAUGGGAGAGCGAGAGUCGAAAUCCUUCGAGGAUUUAAAAGAUGCGCUAGUCAAAGCUCCUGUAUUGGCUGUGUUUAAUGCAAAAGAUAGUACGGAGUUGCAUUGCGACGCCAGCUCUAUAGGGUUUGGAGCGGUGUUAUUACAAAAGAAAGCGGACCGUAAGUUGCAUCCCAUUUUCUAUUUUUCAAAACGUACGACUAAUACUGAGAGUAAGUAUCACAGUUUCGAAUUGGAAACUCUGGCUAUCAUUUAUGCGCUGAGACGUUUUCGCAAUUAUUUGAUUGGCGUAAAAUUCAAGAUAGUUUCAGAUUGUAACGCGUUGAAGCUUACCCUAGAUAAAAAAGAUUUGAAUCCUCGAAUUGCCAGAUGGGCAUUGGAGUUGCAAGAUUAUGACUACACUAUCGAACAUCGCAGUGGAAAUAAGAUGAAGCACGUCGAUGCUUUAAGUAGAAUAACCGAUGUUCUAGUAGUAGAAGACAAUCCUUUCGAGUUUAACUUAUCAGUUUGUCAAAGUCAAGAUGCCACAAUCAAGGAGUUGCGUGAACGUCUAGAGAAAAAGGAGGAUCGCGACUUUGAAUUAAGAAACGGUAUUGUAUAUCGGAAGAUGGGAGACAGCUUAUUAUUCUAUGUUCCUGAAAAUAUGGAAUCUAAUGUAAUAUACAGAUAUCACGAUAGCAUGGGUCACUUAGGAUUAGAUAAAGUAAGAAGCAUUAUUAAGAGUAGCUAUUGGUUUCCGAACAUGAAGAGAAAGAUAGAGAAUCACGUCCAAAACUGUCUUAAAUGCAUAGCGUUUUCGCCGAGUAGCGGUAGAGUAGAGGGGUUCUUGCAUUGCAUCCCAAAGGGAAAUGUUCCUUUUGCAACAAUACAUAUCGACCAUUACGGUCCAGUGGAUAAGCAACGUUUGUGUAAACAAUACAUAUUUUUAGUAAUUGAUGCAUUUACUAAAUUUGUAAAGCUAUAUGCUACUAAGUCUACUACUAGUAAAGAAGUUAUUGUCUGUCUUUCUCAAUACUUUGCGUAUUACAGCAAACCAAACGUUAUCGUCUCGGACAGAGGAACAGCGUUCACCUCUGCUGAAUUUACUGAAUUUAUUGAAAAACAAGAGAUAAAGCAUGUCAAAAUAGCGACUGGCUCUCCUCGAGCUAAUGGACAAAUUGAACGCGUAAAUCGCGUUGUGACUCCGAUGUUGGCGAAGAUCACUGAUAGUUCCGUGGGUGACCACUGGUAUAAAAUGUUAGAAGAAGUUGAAUACGCGCUAAAUAACACAGUACAUAAAUCGACCAAAGAAAUUCCUAGUAAAUUGCUGUUUGGAGUUACGCAGCGUGGUAAAGUCACUGACUAUAUAAAAGAAUAUGUCGAAAACGAUGUAAACGAUAAAGAUCUAGAUUUAGGCAAAGUUCGGGAUACUGCUGCAAAAGAGAUUGAGACUAGUCAAAAAUAUGCAAAAGAUCACUUUGAUCGCAAAAGAAAAAAGCCACAUCAGUACGAAGUAGGAGAUCGCGUAAUGGUGCGAAAUUUCGAUAGUAAGGUAGGCGUGUCAAGAAAGCUGAUUCCGAAUUUUAAGGGUCCGUACGAGAUAUCAAAAAAAUUGCGAAACGACCGAUACGUGGUUAAAGAUAUAGAAGGACAUCAGAUAACUCAGAAACCGUACAUGGGUACGUGGGAAGCGGCGAAUCUGAGACCGUAUGUGGUUUCUGCCUAAACAAAGUCCAUUUGAAGAAUAGUCAUAAAACACGAUCGAACCAAAGAUACUCGUUUGUUUUUGUAUUAUUUAGUGUUAAGUAUAUUAUACCACUGACAUGUAUUUUGAGUUAUGGUUAUGUAUUUCAAAUUGAAUUAUUAUAUAUGUAUUCGGGAAAGCCCGAGACGGGCUAGUGUCAGAAUGGCCGAAUUGUGAGCGUUAGGUUGGUAGUCCGGGAGUGAGCUAGGUUGGUAAUGCGAGAGUUAGGUUGGUGGAAGAAGGGCAGUAGGAAAAGAAUAGGCGGCGAGACAAGAAGUAAAUAAAGCAUGUGCGAGUAAAUGUA